Messenger RNA from Sycon ciliatum, 369 nucleotides. RefSeq names its product DNA-directed RNA polymerase III subunit RPC9-like. The transcript has a single exon. Gene Ontology annotation, biological process: transcription initiation at RNA polymerase III promoter. Lineage: Eukaryota; Metazoa; Porifera; Calcarea; Leucosolenida; Sycettidae. Gene Ontology annotation, molecular function: nucleotide binding. Gene Ontology annotation, cellular component: RNA polymerase III complex. The record is from RefSeq and is a predicted model, not a curated record. The coding region runs from base 1 to 369 and encodes 122 amino acids.
AUGGAGGUGGUCGACGAUCAGGCAGCUAUGCUGAGCAAUUAUGAGGUGUACUCAAUUCUAAAGGACGCCAAGCAGAGCAAGAAACAUAGCCAUCAGAAUGUGGCUACAAUCGUCUAUGAAACAUCAUCAUACUUGGAGAAGACUCCCUGCGGCAAGCAGAGCGAGGAAGCAGUGACGAAGUUUCUUCAAGCCCUGCGCGAAUUCAAACUAACCAAGUUGGAAAAACUGCAACUGCUGAACCAUAGGCCAACGUCUCAAGUGGAAUUGCACUUUCUUAUUGCAGAAAGCGAGGAGAGAUUUGGCGACGAGGAACUGCAGAAAAUAUUGGAGAUUGUGGAAAGCACUCUUGAUGCUCCUGAUUCAGAGUAA